AUGCACCUUAUCCUGACAGGCGCCACCGGCCUGGUCGGGUCGGCGGUCCUGGACGCCAUGCUGGCAGCCAAGGAGGUGACCAAAAUCUCCAUCCUCAGCCGGCGGCCGGUGCGCAUGGCCGAGGACCGGGCGACCACCGACGGGGGCGGCGCGGACCGCGUGCGCGUCAUUGUGCACAGCGACUUUACCUCGUACGACGCCGCCGUGCUGGACAAGCUCAAGGGCGCCGUCGGGUGUGUCUGGGCGCUGGGCGUGAGCCAGAACAAGGUCACGGCGGACGAGUACGUGCGCAUCACUAAGGAUUAUCCGCUGGCGGCGGCAAAGGCUUUUGCUACGCUGCCGACGGCGUCUUCAUCGGCGGCGCCGUUUCGCUUCGUCUACGUCUCGGGCGAAGGCGCGACACAAACGCCCGGCCGCUUCUCCGCCAUCUUUGCGCGCGUAAAGGGCGAGACGGAGAAGGCCUUGGCCGAGCUGUCAGCGACGACGGGAGAAAAGCCGGGAAGCCAGCCGCAGCCGCAGCCGCUAUUACGCGCUGACUCGGUGCGGCCGGCCUUUGUCGACGCCGCGAACCACGCCGCCAUCAAGCCCUACAUCCCGAACCCGGGGCUGCUGUAUAACGCGACGGUGCUGACGCUGGGGCCUGUGUUUCGCUCGGCUUACCGGCGCAUGCACUCGCCGACCGAGGUGCUGGGCGGGUUUCUGACACAGCUUGCCGCAGGGGGGAUUGACGAUGCCAAGGUCGAGGGGCCGGGGGCUUUUCGGCUGGGCUCUUCGUCGUCAGGCUCGUGGGUGGUGGAGAAUGUCGGGUUUAGAAGGAUCAUGGGCUUGUGA
Molecule: messenger RNA, 831 nt
Organism: Hirsutella rhossiliensis
Lineage: Eukaryota; Fungi; Ascomycota; Sordariomycetes; Hypocreales; Ophiocordycipitaceae
Product: nucleoside-diphosphate-sugar epimerase
Exons: 1
Coding region: 1-831 (276 amino acids)
Source: RefSeq, a predicted model, not a curated record